ACUAGCUUAUGAUCUCUUCACCUUUCAUUAGAGUAUACAAAGACGGCCGAGUAGACCGACUCGUCGAAAAUAUUGUUCCCCCAUCUUUCACUCAAACCGGCGUCCAAUCCAUAGACCUCAUAAUCUCCUCCGAAACAGGCUUAUCAACAAGGCUUUACAUCCCCAAAACCGCCAUUAACACCACACAAAAGCUUCCUCUUCUCGUUUACUUUCACGGAGGCGGUUUCUGCAUUGAAACCACCUUCUCUACCACUUUCCACAAUUACCUAAACUCCUUGGUCAGCUUAGCAAAAAUCGUGGCGGUCUCAGUUUAAUACCGAAGAGCGCCGGAACAUCCUAUUCCGGCUGCUUACAACGACUCCUGGGAAGCUCUUAAAUGGGUGGACUCUCAUGUGGAAGGAGAAGGCUCCUCAGAGUGGCUGAACUCUCAUGCUGAUUUUGACAGAGUAUUAUUCGCCGGAGACAGCGCCGGAGCUAACAUUUCCAAUAACCUCGCCAUACGAUUAGGCUUAUCCGAGGAAACCCUAAAAAUUAAGCUUAGAGGGAUCGUUUUGGUGCAUCCGUAUUUCUGCGGCAAGGAACUGGUGGGGGAAGAAGCAAAUAAGCUUGAAAUUAAAGCUUAUGCAAAUGGUUUCUGGAGUUUGGCAUCGCCAUCAUCAGUAGGUGGAUCAGAUGACCGGCUUAUAAAUCCGGAAAAGGAUCCGAAUCUGGGGAGGUUAGGGUGUGGGAGAGUUCUCAUUUGUGUUGCAGAGAAAGAUUUUUUCAAGGACAGAGGAUUUUAUUACUAUGAGCUGUUGAAGAAGACUGCGUGGGGAGGUGAUGUAGAGAUAAUGGAAGCCAAAGGUGAAGACCAUGUCUUCCAUUUGAUUAAUUCUGAUUGUGAUGAAGCUAUCACCAUGCUCAACAAGAUUGUUUCUUUCAUUAAUUCAUCGGAAGGAUGAGAUUUGAUCGACAUGGUCGGACAUCCAAUUUCGUUUUCACAUAAAGGAAUCAUCACGACGUCGGAAAAGUGAGAAAGAUUAAAGGCAGAUUAAUUAAUUAAAUUAAUUUUGUGCUAGAUGUGGUGGGUUUUCCGUUUUGUGAUGAUAAUGUUGUUUGUUGUUUUAUCAGUUUGUGCCUUGAAUUAUUCUCCUUUCCUAGCUGUGGUUUUCUUGUUUAAUUAUAAUUUCUUACUGAAAAUAUAGUAGGGAAAAAAGGAUGUACGUUUUAAGUGGAUUUAAUGAAAUAUUUGAUAUUGGAAGGAUAAAA
Messenger RNA from Ziziphus jujuba (common jujube), 1248 nucleotides. Its product is annotated as probable carboxylesterase 12. Lineage: Eukaryota; Viridiplantae; Streptophyta; Magnoliopsida; Rosales; Rhamnaceae. The record is from RefSeq and is a predicted model, not a curated record. Gene Ontology annotation, molecular function: hydrolase activity.